Messenger RNA from Metarhizium album ARSEF 1941, 1320 nucleotides. RefSeq names its product DASH complex, subunit Ask1. The record is from RefSeq and is a predicted model, not a curated record. Gene Ontology annotation, cellular component: DASH complex; mitotic spindle pole body; mitotic spindle. NCBI's taxonomy places the organism in Eukaryota, Fungi, Ascomycota, Sordariomycetes, Hypocreales, Clavicipitaceae. The coding region runs from base 1 to 1320 and encodes 439 amino acids. Gene Ontology annotation, biological process: attachment of spindle microtubules to kinetochore. The transcript has 4 exons.
AUGGCGCGGUCGAGCGUAGCUGCGCGUCAUCUGUCAUUGACGGAGGAGCUGGAGAAGCUUGAGCAAUCCAUCACUCUUACUCUGCAAGAAAUCGACCACAACUUCAGCAAAGCCCACCGAAUCGUCACGACGAGCAUAAUACCAGCAGUCGAGCGGUACGGCGAACACUCGCGCGCCGUAUGGGAAGCAUCCAAGUUUUGGAAGCAGUUCUUCGAAGCGUCCGCCAAUGUCUCGCUUUCCGGCUACGAGGAGCUCGCCAACGACGACGAAUCGACAGUCGUGGAAGAGAGCACCGCGAUGAGGGACGCGGCGUCGUCGCCCGACUGCACACAAACGCAGGACGAGGGCGUGACGGCGACACACGGGGACGACGAGUCGCUGCUGGACGACGCCGAACUCUCUGGCAGCACCCCGCGUCCACCGGCGACCGGGAUGACGAAGGCGGAGAGGUUUUCGGGCCACUCUUCGCCGUUUGAGAGGCUGAGGCGGGAAAUGCAGGGCGACAAGGACGGCGCCACGGCGCUGCAGGACGAGCAGGACGAGCAGGACGAGCAGGACGAGCAGGACGAGCAGGACGAGCAGGACUCGACGGUGCUCUUCGCCCAGCGGACGGCUCGACUUCCGGACAUGUCGAUGACGCCGGGCGGUCCGCGCGGGGACGUCGCGGCUGGACAGCAGACGUCGUUGGCGAGGCAGACCAAGGAUCCGCUGCUACACCGCGUGUCGGACAAGAAUUACAGAGUGCAGGCGACACCGCACCGGCCGGGGCCGGGCAUCAGGUUAUCCCCCCUGAGGAGGGACUCGGCGAAGAAGAAGGGAAAGGAAAGGGCGGCCUGGCAGCACGAGUCGUCGGCCAUGUCGUCGCCCGAGAUUGCGGCGCCAACGCUGCGCAGCGAGGUCUUCAUGUCGCCACGCAAGCUGAUGGCACGGCAACGGGCGGCAGCUCAAGCCCCGAGGACACCGGGCGUCAGUGUCCAGACGCCAGCGGCGGCAAACAAGGCCCACGGCAAGUUCGCCUCGGGGCAGGGCGAGAAAUGGGCCGGUGCUGCGGCAGGCGAGCCGAGGCACGGCAGCAAACGGUAUGAAAUUGACUGGAACAGCGACGAGGAGGACGAUGACGACCUGUACGCGGGCAUGAGCCCACCCAAGACGGUUCAGUUUGCGCUGCCGCCAUCCAAAUUGCUACAGACGCCUGCUCGCGAGGCAAGUCGGAGAAUCGUGGGCGAUAUAUUGAUGGAUGCCGGUGCGGAUAUGGAGUCGUCAGAGUACAGUCCGACAAUGGUGAAGAUGAAUGAGGACAUAUUAAACGACAGCUUCUAG